Penicillium pulvis is the source of this 1461-nucleotide messenger RNA. Its product is annotated as tellurite-resistance/dicarboxylate transporter family protein. The coding region runs from base 1 to 1461 and encodes 486 amino acids. The record is from RefSeq and is a predicted model, not a curated record. NCBI's taxonomy places the organism in Eukaryota, Fungi, Ascomycota, Eurotiomycetes, Eurotiales, Aspergillaceae. Gene Ontology annotation, molecular function: malate transmembrane transporter activity. Gene Ontology annotation, biological process: malate transmembrane transport. The transcript has 3 exons. Gene Ontology annotation, cellular component: membrane.
AUGGCCUCGGGACUUGGACUAGUGUCAAUUCCUCCCCGCCAUAUGAGAAGUCCUGGUGACGAUGGUUAUCGCACACCAACCAUUGAAGAUGCCGACCGCACUAUCUCAAUUCUAGGCGCUACGGACACUCCUAGAGCCAUUGCCCGCGAUGUGCACGCUACCGCGUUGGAGGAAACAUUGCAAAAGAUAUCUUCGAGGGCUACUACUGACCGUCGAUCCAAGAGAGAUUCUUGGGAGCCGCAUGGUCGGCAUCUCGAUCGCACGCUUACGGAUGCAUCAGCAGACCAUCUUAGCUGGAAAAAACGAAUUCGUCAUAUUACCUGGGCAUAUUUCACCUUGACCAUGGCCACGGGAGGAAUAGCGAAUGUUCUAUACGAAGUUCCAUAUCGCUUUCGAGGGUUGGAGACGAUCGGAAUUAUCGUCUUCUUGUUCAACAUCUUCCUCUACCUUGUCAUCUGGGCGCUUCUGCUUGCUAGAUUCUAUUUUUACCCUUACACUUUCAAAGCGUCCUUCCUGCAUCCAACGGAGUCCCUGUUCAUUCCUGCAUCAAUGGUGUCUUUUGGCACCAUCCUCAUCAAUGUUUCCCAAUACGGCCCAGAAAAGGCAGGCCCGUGGCUCCUUGAGGCUGUUGGAAUUCUAUUUUGGAUAGACUGCAUCCUAGCUGUGCUGUUCUCCGCGGGCAUCUAUCUCAUUCUAUGGUCGACACAGACAUUCACAAUCGCCCAGAUGACUCCUAUUUGGAUUUUCCCUGCUUAUCCUAUGCUCAUCAUUGGUCCCCAUGCUGGGAUUUUGGCUGCGAAGCUCGAACAAUCGCGUUCGCUGCGCAUCAUUGUUGGAGGAACGACGAUUCAAGGUGUCGGAUUUUUGGUUUCACUGAUGGUGUAUUCGGCCUUCAUCUACCGACUCAUGACUCAAAAGCUUCCAAAGGAAAACAUGCGCCCGGGUAUGUUUGUUUCUGUCGGACCUAGUGGGUUCACAGUCGCUGGGUUGGUGAACAUGGCCUCUGAAGCGAAGCGUUCUUUUCCGGCAGAAUUCAUGGGCAAUGGUCCGCUGGCUGCCGACAUACUGAGGGUGACGGUUGAUUUUGCCGCCUUAUGGCUAUGGGGUUUGGCAAUCUUCUUCUUUAUCAUCGCUAGUGCAGCCCAUUGGUCAGCUAUCGGACCAGGACGAAUGGUCUUCUCAAUGGCCUGGUUCUCUUUCGUGUUCCCUAAUACAGCAUUGCUUACUGCUACCUUUGCCAUCGGGAAAGCAUUUUCUUGCGAUGCCAUAAACAUUGUCGGUACUGUGGCAGUGUUUCCACUGCUACUUAUGUACUUCUUCGUUUGCUAUAUGAUGGUUCGAGCCAUUGUUCAACACCAGAUCCUGUGGCCGCAGAAGGGUGAAGAUAGGGAUGAGGGUGGAUUUGAAGUUCAGCACUUGAACCCUGCUGGGGAGGAUUCCGAGGAAACUAAUGCUGUUUAG